This is a messenger RNA of Solanum tuberosum (potato), 1380 nucleotides long. RefSeq lists its product as uncharacterized. The record is from RefSeq and is a predicted model, not a curated record. NCBI's taxonomy places the organism in Eukaryota, Viridiplantae, Streptophyta, Magnoliopsida, Solanales, Solanaceae. Bases 654 to 1046 code for a protein of 130 amino acids. The transcript has 3 exons.
UCGGAAUUUCUUUUUAGCUCUAAUACAGUAACAGAUGAUAGUACAUAUAUGUGCAUUCCUUUGAACUUGCUAAGAAAUCGAUAAGUGCAUUGUAGAUUCUCCAGCUGUAUUUGAAAAUUUUGCGUUUAAUUUUACAACAAGAAACGGAGAAAUUACUCUAUUCCUGCUUAAAUAGGUAGCACUACAGUUGCUCAUUAUAAUGCUAAUGUGGGUUUUAUAGUUGAAUUGGUCGUUUUGGCUUAAUAAAGUGUAGUUCAUUGAAUUUGAAGCAUCAAUCAACCUGUAAGAAUUCUGUUAGGAAGAGAGAAAAAAAUGACUUUUAAGUUGGAGUUGGGUUGCUAUCAGAAGAAUCGUGAAAUGGUUUAGUGAAAGAGCAAUGCAUAACUUCCUUUAGUUUAAUUUUACUCAAUGCUCCAAUUUUUAUUUUAUUUUUUUGCCUGGUUUGGUAAUGCGUCAUUGUGUCGAGUUUCUAUCGGAAACAACCUCUGGAGCAAAUGGAAGGAGACGUCGUGCAUGCCGAAGACUUUGACAAGUAUCGAUAGGCACGCCUCUAAUAAGGGCUCGAUCCUGAGAAUCAAUCCCAAUCGAAUCUAUGGAAAUCAUUGCAGAGAACUUCUUUCAUUUUGACUAUUCACAGUAGUCAGUCCUAGAAGAUGAGGAGGCAGCUGUUGAAGUCUUGGCAGCGGCUCUGUAGGCUUAUAAUAAUUUCUAGGCCCUUUGGAAAGCCAUUGCGAGAUAAGGCGAUGGCAGUUGCUGGAAGAGUCGCUAUAAUGGAAGAAGGAAUGACUUUGAAAGCUUCUUGUCCAGUGUGCUUACAAGUUCUAAGCACACCACUUGAUUCUGAUCUGAAAAUGACACUGGCUGUACACAUGAGCUUAUGGCACGCAGAUGAUGUUCAACUGCAUUGGGAACUGAUGCAAAACAAAGGAAGAUCAAUUGUUCACAUGCCUUCUUUCUGCUUUGGAGCUGGGAUGGCUGCUGGAAUUGGUGCUCUGAUGGUUAUUCUUGCCAGAAGUCAUGCUCAAGCAUUUGGCAAUAAGAGGUGAAGUUUAUCUUAAUUCCUACUAAAAAGGGUCUAUGAUGAUUCUCUGUGUUUUGCCGCUAGUUUUUGCCUCAGUUCUAAAGAAUUAGCCUAGUCUAAAGCUUCUAAUUUGCAGUGUUAGGAAAGAACAAACAGAUAGAAAUUCAUGAGCUUGUAUUAUUGGACGACUAAGGUUAUAUGAAGAUCCAUAGAUGGUAUAGUAGUUUGAGACAAAAAAGUAGUUUUCCUAUAUCUCUGUGAUACCAAGAUGAUGUGAAUUUUGUUCUCGUGCUCAUUUACUGCUAGACCACACCUUUGGCUUCUUUUUUUGUUCCAGAUAUGUGUCCCUAGUUACUAUU